CUUAUUACAAAUCGUUGACGGACAAAAGUUAUAAAUGUCUGGACAAAGCAAUAUUAGCGAGUCACAAAUUAACUUUACUAUGUCUGUCCCAAAUUUCACCAAAUCGUAUCUAAAUUCGAGUGAGUCGCUGCUGAACUUUACAGAGCUACCAUUCAACUUUAGUGAAUCGCAGACAAACGUAACCGAGUCGCUCUUCUACGAUGACGAAGCGCAUGAAUCCAACGACGAGGAAAAAACAUGGAUGUUCGGGGCACCGUUGCUUCUUGUGUUUGGAACGAUCAGUAACAUUCUUGUCAUCGCAGUAUUAAUGCGGAAAAAAUUCCGUCAAUCUUCGUGGGGACUCUACUUGACGAUCUUAGCUAUCUGCGACACUCUUUUAUUGUAUAUGUUCAGCUUAGACUCCUGGCUUCAAAUCGUCUUCAAAGUGUGGAUGUCGGAUGAAACAGUCGCCGGAUGCAAGGUAUUUCGAUUUGUCAGCUACUUUCUGGUCCACUUUGUCGCCUGGAUUCUCGUAGCGGUCAGUUGUGAGCGUAUUGUAUUCAUCUAUUUCCCCAUGAAGGCUAGGAUCGUCUGUCGAAGACGAACUGCUUGUAUCGUGUUGGGAACCAUUGCAUUUAUCCUCACUGGAGUGAACGCUCAUAUCUUCUGGACGUUCUCGCUCACAGAAUAUGAUGGCUUCUAUUAUUGCGACCUCGUGGAUAAUAUCGCUGAAGUGAUGGGUCCUCAGUUUGUGAUUAUAUUCUUAUGGCUGGACCUCAGUAUUGCGUCUCUUGUGCCAUUUGUCUUGAUGAUCAUCUGCAAUAUUACAAUUAUCACAAAAUUAAUCCAGUCUGAUCGGCAACGACAGGUGGCGACAUCUGACAGCGCCCAAAAAAGUAGUACGACAUCCAUCGCCAUCAUGUUGGUCUCUACCUCCACGAUGUUUUUAAUGCUGACCCUCCCUGUAGCUAUCUGCAUGGUCUUAUCACUCAAUGAUGAAUUCACCUCUACUGGCAACAACAUGGCCAAUCUGAAAUUUGCCAAAGGAAUUGCAGAGUUCGUACAACAGAUCAACAGUGUGUUGAACUUCUGGCUGUAUUGUCUGACUGGAAAGGCCUUUAGGACAGAACUGAAGACGAUGCUUUGCUGUGGAAGAUUUAGUCGCACACCAGGGAUCUCAAACGCUUACGUCACGCGUUCUACAUCUGCGACAACUGCAAUGGAACAGAAACCUACAACCAUGGAUAUGAAAGCAAAUGGACAAAACCCCACAGUUGAAAAGGGACAAGACGAUAGCAAACUAUGAUAUGCACUGUCUGUAAUGUAUACGC
Owenia fusiformis is the source of this 1310-nucleotide messenger RNA. The record is from the annotation of a GenBank genome assembly. NCBI's taxonomy places the organism in Eukaryota, Metazoa, Annelida, Polychaeta, Sabellida, Oweniidae.